Suillus fuscotomentosus is the source of this 162-nucleotide messenger RNA. RefSeq lists its product as uncharacterized. The transcript has a single exon. The annotation marks the transcript as partial. Lineage: Eukaryota; Fungi; Basidiomycota; Agaricomycetes; Boletales; Suillaceae. The record is from RefSeq and is a predicted model, not a curated record.
AUUAUUCAUAUUGACACUAUCUAUUGUGCUGUCCAUCUUAUUCCUGUGUAUGGCACGGACUUUCUGUCUUGGGAACUCAAAUUUUAUCAUUCCUAUGAUGCGUUUCAACUCUACUAUGUCAAUAACUAUGCUGACCAUCAUGCCUUCGAGAUUGCAUUUUGA